This is a messenger RNA of Centruroides sculpturatus (bark scorpion), 3585 nucleotides long. RefSeq lists its product as uncharacterized. The coding region runs from base 1 to 3585 and encodes 1194 amino acids. The transcript has a single exon. The record is from RefSeq and is a predicted model, not a curated record. Lineage: Eukaryota; Metazoa; Arthropoda; Arachnida; Scorpiones; Buthidae.
AUGGAGGCGACUACUAUACUAGUCCCGUUACAACCACCGCACGGCUGUCGUCAACGCCUUCCCAUCCCCCGCGACUAUGCGGAUCACGCUGGGCUCGUAAGGCAUCUAAAACAAAUACAUAAUACUGCUCUUCACUUCGAAUGCCGUGCGUGUGGCUACAUCCACGAGAAACUGAAGAUGGUGAAAUUGCACCAGGCAAGAUCGGAUGACUGCCGUGCCAGCAUCAAGGCCGCAACACCCCCUCCACCGCCUCCAGCAAACCGGAAGAAGACGAGGAUCCUGUACGGGCCAAUAAAACGACGUACCAAAAAUGGUGCAAAGACAACCUCCACGUCAACUGCUGCCAACGACAGCCAAUCCUCGGGGGCCUCACUCACCCCGCUUCCGUCUACAACCCCGGCACGGCUCCGAACCAGAAGGACUAUGCGAUCCCUCCGUGGCCCCAGCAGAAGGAGAUCAACGGCGCAGCCCAACCCGGUACAAAGUCAGCCAGCGCCAACCACCGAUCACCUGGUACCCAGUCAGGAGAGCCCAACGAGAAGUCUCCCUGCUCCAAACAGCGACCAGUUAGAAGUAGACGGGUCCCCUACUCCUACAGGUAGGCCAACCCCCCACCUCUCUCCUUCUAGGAUUGCCACUCCGGACCCACCAGUUCGAUCCCAGACUCCGGCACAGCUAGCAACGCCGCCAUCACCUCCGCGGCAGCACCAACCGGUAACUCCAGUGGCACCACCUCCAGCACCGCAAACAUCGCAGCCACCCCAAGCUCCGAUGAACAACUCAAGCAGCGGCCCCCCGGAGUGGGCUCUGGCCUGGGCUUCGAGAUUCGAGUCAGCGAUAGACGAGGACAUACUCGAAGGCGUCCUCAGCGACUUCAUUCAUCUAACCUAUUCUAUUUGUGAUAUACAGGGUCCACGACAACCCCGCAGCACAACCAACAACCACACGCAAGACCAUCGCGCUGAGGCAAGCGAAGUCCAGAGACUAUACCGUGCCAAUCGCAAAAGAGCCGUCGACCGCAUCCUGGGCGGAAAUUCACGAUUCUGCCAGGUCGAAACGGAGAAAGUCUACCGCCAUUUUAAAUCAAUCAAUGAACAGUGCGCACCCUCCACCGCCGCUCCAGUACCAGUUGUGCAAGAUCCAGCACCAGCCACAGACAACCCGCUCAACAUCCCCUUCACGCCUGAGGAGGUCGCCAUCCGGAUAGCCAAGGGGCACAACACCGCCCCAGGCCCCGACAGGAUAAGGUACCUUCACUGGCGAAGGGUCGACCCCACCGGCACCAUACUAGCAGCACUAUUCAACACAGUGUUAAAAAUAGGCUACAUUCCCCUCAGUUGGCGUGAGUCUACCACUGUGCUCAUCUAUAAAAAAGGUGACUGCAAUAACCUCAACAACUGGAGGCCUAUCUGCCUUUCCAACACCCUUGGUAAGUUGUAUACUGCUUGCCUGGCAGAUAGGCUCCUUAGAUGGUGCUACGCAAAUGAUCGUAUAUCCACCUCGCAAAAGGGGUUCCUGCACUACCAGGGGUGCAUGGAACACAAUUUCCUCUUAAAAACAGUCAUACAAGAUGCAAGAAGGACUAGAAAGGAAUGCCAUGUCGCCUGGUUAGACAUAGCAAACGCCUUUGGUAGCGUACCACACACUGCCAUAUGGAAAUCCCUCAACUGGCACGGGUUGCACCCUGAUGCAAUACUAACUUUGCAGCGGCUCUACGAGGGCUCCACUACCAGAGUGCGCACUAGCUCGGGAUUUACGGAUCCCAUAUCUAUGCUCUCAGGGGUAAGGCAGGGCUGCCCUAUCAGCCCCCUGCUAUUUAUCCUCACCAUCGAACCAGCAAUAAGACGUCUCCAGCGCCUCGACAAAGGGUACUAUAUCCACAACCACCCCAUUUCAGCGUUAGCGUACGCAGACGAUAUAGCCCUGAUCAGCAGUAGUCACCAAGGGCUCCAGGACCUUCUAGACUCCAUCUCUGAAUGGGCCGACUGGGCGAAUAUCCGCUUUAACCACUCUAAAUGCGGGACUCUAUCAGUUCUCGGUAAGUCACACACAACUGGCACUAACGACUUUUUUAUUAAACAGAACAGCCUCCCCCGCCUUGGCAACGAUGAUGCUUACAAGCAUCUAGGUGUACCAACCGGAUUUUCCAGGUGUGACACCGAAGCCGCUACAACAGAUGGAGUGAUACAGGACAUCAACAAACUGGACGCAUCACAUCUUGCCCCAUGGCAAAAAGUUGAUGCCCUGAAUACCUUCAUUUUGCCACGUCUUUCCUUCUGCUUGGCCACCGGAACUACACCGAAGAAGACGUUGGACAAGAUAGACAGGACACUGAAGCGGCACGUCAAAAAAUGGCUCGGGCUGCCACAAAGGGCCAGCGCAGAAAUACUACAUCUAUCAUACAAACAAGGGGGUACAAACAUCACCCCAGCCAGCCUCAUCGCGGACAUUGCCCAGGUAUGCCACGCAGUCUAUCUUUUUAACUCUAGAGAUGAACAUAUUACAGACAUAGCACUAGGCGCUUUGAGGGAUGUCGUCACAGCAAGAAUCAUGAGAACCCCUAGCGACGAAGAACUGUGCCACUACCUCGACGGAUCCAUGGAUGGAGACCUGGGGAAUCCAUCCAAAGAUAUUACAUCGAUGUGGACCCGCCUGAGGAUGGCAACCAGAAGACUGAAGAAAAAGAUCAACAUCCACUGGGCCGUGGGACCGAACGACACCCCAACCCUAGCCAUAGGAGAUAUCUUCGUCCGAGUCAAGGGAUGCCAAAGUGUACUGGUAAGUUUAAUGAGGGACCACCAUCUUCGUAAACUCCUCGCAAAGCCAGAUCAGGGAAAGGUGUUCCAGGUUACUGCCAGCAAUAAAGCAAGUAACCAUUUUAUGAACAAUGGACGCUUCACCCGCUUCACUGACUGGCGCUUUAUCCACAAAGCGAGGCUCAGCGUUGUCGCACUUACAGGCCACAAGCGAUUCGGUAACGAAUCCAAGACUUGCCGUCGCUGUGGAUUUGCACGCGAAACGCUGUCUCACGUCCUCUGUCAUUGCCCUCCUAACUUCCGGCUCAUCACCCAGCGACACAACGCGGUGCUGAACAGAAUUGUCGCCGCAUUCCAACCACGAGGUGCGACUGUCCUGGUAAACCAACGCGUCCCUGGGUUUGAAGAGAACUGCCGCCCGGACUUGACUGUGAUCCACAAGGAGUCAAAAACAGACUCAGUCAUAGACGUAACUACACCAUUCGAGAACGGCCAGCAAGCCUUCGAUGCAGCCCGUGAAGAAAAAGAGAGAAAAUACAGCAAUCUAGUACAUCUUCGCAACAGAGGCUACAACACCCACUUUGCCACGUUUAUAAUAGGAGCCCUAGGAGGAUACGACUCGCUCAACGAGGCCACCCUCCAGCGACUUGGAAUCGGUAGGCGCUACUCAGCCCUAAUGAAAAAGCUAAUGGUGAGUGAUGUCAUUAGAAUAAGUAACGACAUCUACCGGCAGCACUUAGGAGCAAGACAACAACAGCACUAUCAGCCACCGACACGCACCAGCAACAACCACAGUCGUUCUCCAAUGCAUAAUCAGGACAACAUGUAA